Messenger RNA from Polyodon spathula (Mississippi paddlefish), 2734 nucleotides. Its product is annotated as S-phase kinase-associated protein 2-like. Gene Ontology annotation, cellular component: SCF ubiquitin ligase complex. Bases 143 to 1393 code for a protein of 416 amino acids. The transcript is spliced from 10 exons. NCBI's taxonomy places the organism in Eukaryota, Metazoa, Chordata, Actinopteri, Acipenseriformes, Polyodontidae. Gene Ontology annotation, biological process: SCF-dependent proteasomal ubiquitin-dependent protein catabolic process. Gene Ontology annotation, molecular function: protein binding. The record is from RefSeq and is a predicted model, not a curated record.
UGUAUCUCGUUUAUGUUUUAAGGCGGGCUAAGAAGCGGGAGGUUUAAAUUGUCCCGCUUAUACAUUAAUAUAUUGAAAUAAACAAUAUAUAAAUACGUUUAUAAAACGAUCUGAUUAGGACGCAUAACUGGAGCAAACGAAGAUGUUUAGAGAAAGAAAGCACCUUCAGGAGCUCCCCUCCUCCAGUGGGAACUUGCGAAAGUGGACACAGCUGCAGGAAACCAAGACGACACACAAGGCCCCUUUCGUGGACAAUUGUGAAAAUGAGUGCACUCCUCACGAUCUGAUACAAAGCUGGUCUCCCCCGCAGAAAAGACCCAAAAUCUGCAAAGGGAAAGAGAAUGAAGACGUCUCCUUUGUUCUCGCUCGGAGGCCAAGGAAAAAGAGAGAAUGCGAAGCAGUGAUUUCCUGGGACAGCCUACCAGACGAGCUGCUACUGAGAAUAUUUCAUGGCCUUCCGUUGGUUGACCUACUGAAGGUUUCCCGAGUGUGUAAACGUUGGCACUGCCUGGCGUUCGAUGAGUCUCUGUGGUACAGCGUUGAUUUGACCGGAAAGGCACUGCUUGCGCCCGCCCUCAGUCAGGCCCUGUCAGUCGGGGUGGUGGCCUUGCGCUGCCCCAGGACCUGCAUAGGCAUACCUUCUCUCAAAAACCUAAGGUCACUGCGUGUUCAACAUCUGGAUUUAUCCAGCUGCACCAUGAGCGUAGCAGUGCUUGAGGACGUCAUUGGCCGUUGCUGCAGGCUCCGGAACCUCAGUUUGGAGGGACUGGUUCUUUCAGAUCAAGUCCUAAUAUGUUUAGCACAGAACCCUGAGCUGCUGCGAUUGAACUUGUCUGGGUGUUCAGGAUUCUCUGCACAUUCACUGGGAGAGAUGCUCCACCACUGCACGCGCCUGGAAGAGCUGAACCUGUCCUGGUGUGAAUUCACUUCGGACCAUGUUAAAGCAGCCGUGAACAACAUUCCUGAAAGUGUCACACAGCUAAACCUCAGCGGGUACCGCCAGAACUUGCACAUUGCUGAUGUGGAGGUAUUAGUGGAGAGAUGUCCAAACAUUACUAACCUAGAUUUGAGUGACAGUGUCUUGCUGACAUCAGACUCUUUUCAGCAUUUCUGCAAACUCCCAGCCCUCCAUCAUCUAGCCCUGAGCCGGUGUUACCAGAUCCACCCGGCGGCCCUGGUGGAUUUUGAGAACUUUCCCUCUUUGAAGAUGCUGGAGGUUUUUGGGAUCUUGCAGGACACAAGCCUACCGAUUUUGACAAAAGGCCUGCCGCACAUUAAAAUCAACUCCUGCUAUUUUACCACCAUCGCCCGACCCACUGUGGGAAGCAAGAACAGCAGGGACAUCUGGGGCAUCUCCUGCAGGCUGACCUACAGAGCUCCGUUCACCUCAUAGUGAAGGGGCACUGACAUUGCCAACCUGACAUUUAAAACUGCAGAGGUAGUUUUGGGACGGUGGUGGUGGUGGUAGCUACUUCACCCUAAAGUUUCAAAUACCCCCUCUGACAAUAUGCCGCCCCACACAAAGGACACGGCUAUUUUAUGCAAUAUUUUAAACAAUGGCUGAUUUUAGCAUAUGUGCAAAUGAUGAUGGUGAUGGAGAUAAAGGUAUCAUUUUUAGAAGUUGUAACGAUAACUUGUUUCCAUUGUAUUGUUUUAAUGUUCACCCCUUCCACUGGAGUGAAGUAGUGUUAUUUUUAUUUAAAUACCCAUUACUUACAUUACUCAACUCUCCUGUAUGGGUAGUUUGAAAUACUGUGCUUCCAGGCAAGAGGAUUUAUAUGUACAUAAGUCAUGUUUUAAGGUGGUUUGCUGUAGUUUCUGAUCUACAUGGAAUUGUGAUAGGUGUGGUAACUGCAUUGAACGACCUCAAGUGUGGUGUCCUCCUCGUAAUUGUACUGUUAAAAUGGGCUCGGAGGAUAGAUAAAUCAUGUAUUCUGAAGGAAAACUAUAGACAGAUGAACACAGUAGCUGAAAUGUUUACAUGCCGACUUAUAGUUUUCCCCACAGGUAUGAUUUGACUUUUUUUUAAAGUUUAGGAAUUCUGGAUUUUUUGGGUACAACCGGACCAGGAUUUUUUUAAUUUUAAAUCUGGCAGCUGCUGUAGUUGUAGGUUAAAUGUUUGCAUAUUAAGACACUCAGAAAUUGACUGACUAGUAUAGUUGUAUUAAUAUUGUUUUUUCUUGUUGAAAUGUUACAUGAAGUUGAUGCCUGUAACGCUACAUUGUAUAUGUUGACUAAAACUAGACUAAAGCUUUGUACUCUACUGCUGUUACUUUUUCUGACUUGGAAUGUUGCCCAAUCAUUGCAAGACUGUAAGUAAACAUUAGCAGACACAAUACUAAAAUAAAGGAUUUUAAUUAUCUUGGGAUAUUGAAGUACUGUAUUUCUCUAUUCACCCCUGUAAUGUACUGUUAUCUGUAUUCAGUUAUUUUAAAGUGUUAAAGGGUGAAACAAGUGUCUGGGUGGAUGCAAUUAAUAAAUAGAGAACAGCUUCGUCAGCUACAUUGUUGUCUCUUAUGUCAUACAAACAAACCCUGGGAAAUUGAAAUUCAAAACUUAAUUCAAUAGCUUCUUUGUACAACACCUUGUAAACAGGUUGGCUCGUUUGGUGACGUCAGGCCAAGAAAUGCAGGACACAAAAGGGCGCUGAUGCGCCGAUGCGCAGGUUUAUUGUAAAAUAAAAGGUUUGAACAAAACAGAAACAAAUGCUGAACUCAAAACAAAACGGCACAUU